GUCAGGAAACAGUAGUACGUUGGGGAAAAGUUUCCCGCCGUGUUUUAGUGUUAUCGCUGAGGUUCCCCUUUAACAGCAGCCAGAUAAUUAUUUUUAAUAACCCACCAUGAGUCGAGCGAGAAGUUCCAGAAAUAAAUGUGAGAUUGCGCCAGAAAAUGGAGAAGCCCAGUCAAAAACAGUGUGGCAGUGGAUGGGGGAUAAUAGACAGUGGGAACCAUACUCUCCAUCAGCCUGUGCCGCCUUGGACUCGGCCGUCUCUUCGGGGAAAACAUCUGUCACUCUCUCUCUGGGCUCGGGGACAGCCUAUGAAGUUGAUCUGAAGAAGAUGGUUCAGAUCAAUCCUGUCACAAAGUACAAACGGAAAGUUCGCUGUCAGACUGUAAAAGCUGAAAGUCCGAAUGAAGCUGGUGACGUUGCUACUCAUAAUGCGAAACCAGCUCAAGUUAAAGAGGAAGAGGAGGACACAGAAGAGCAGCCUGCAGCUAAGAAGAGAAGAGGACAAAGCAAGAGCCAGACAAAAACUGAAGAAAUGCCCAAAAAAGCCAAAGAAGAAGUAAAAAGUGAAGAAGUUGUGAAGACAGUGGUCAUGAAGGGAAAAGCACCAGUAGACUCUGAAUGUAAAGCCAAACUGGGAAAGGCUCAUGUUUACAAUGAAGGAAAUGAUGUUUACGACGUGAUGCUCAACCAGACAAAUCUUCAGUUUAACAACAACAAAUAUUACCUGAUCCAGCUGCUGGAGGACGACAGCUCCAAGGUUUACAGUGUGUGGAUGAGAUGGGGCAGGGUGGGUAAAGUAGGUCAAAACAGCCUUACGGUCUGUGGUGGAGACCUGCUGAAGGCCAAAGAUGUCUUCAAGAAAAAGUCCCUGGUUACUCUGGAUUCAAGGAUUCAGUCUCUCCUGGAGCUCAUCUGUGAUCUGAAAGCCAUGGAGGAGUGUGUGCUGGAGAUGAAGUUUGACACCAAGAAAGCUCCUCUUGGCAAGCUGACCCCAGAGCAGAUCCGAGCAGGUUACUCAGCACUGAAGAAGAUCGAGGAUUGCUUGAAGAAGAAGAAAGGGAGCAGUCGUGACCUUUUAGAAGCAUGCAAUCAAUUUUACACCCGCAUCCCACAUGACUUUGGGUUGAAAACUCCCCCACUUAUCCAAACAGAAGAAGAGCUGAAAGCCAAAAUUUCCCUUUUGGAGGCACUGAGUGACAUCCAGAUAGCAGUAAAAAUGGUCAAGUCCAGUGAAGACAGUGAUGAACAUCCUCUGGACAGACAGUAUCACUCCCUCCAGUGCAAACUGCAGCCUCUGGACUCCAGCAACAAUGAGUACAAGGUGAUAGAGCAGUAUCUGCACACCACUCACGCCCCCACCCACUGUGACUACAGCAUGACCGUGCUUGACAUUUUCUCAGUGGACAGAGACGGGGAGAGCAAAAAUUUCCUGUCACAGUUAAGUAACAGGACUCUGCUGUGGCACGGUUCACGUCUGUCUAACUGGGUCGGCAUCCUCAGUCAGGGACUUCGAGUGGCCCCCCCUGAAGCUCCUGUUACUGGUUACAUGUUUGGUAAAGGUAUCUACUUUGCUGACAUGUCAUCAAAAAGUGCCAACUACUGUUUUGCCAACCAGAACAACAACGUUGGACUGCUGCUACUGUGUGAAGUCGCUCUGGGAGAAUCUAAUGAGCUGCUGGAUGCAGACUAUGAAGCAAACAAUCUGCCUGCUGGAAAACACAGCACCAAGGGGCUGGGACAGACUGGACCUGACCACAAAAACUCUGUCACACUGGACGGUGUGACGGUGCCGAUGGGGCCUGGCGUGAAAACGGGAGUGGGUAAAUCUAACGCUUACUCCCUCCUCUACAACGAGUUUAUUGUUUACAAUCCUGCACAGACUCGCAUGAGGUACCUGCUGCGUGUAAAGUUUAACUACUCAUCACUGUGGUGAAGCCUUGGGAACUGUGUGCCUUUAUGAAAUGUGGAUGAAUGUUUAGGUUUUUUUUAGUCAUUCUUCAUGUAGCGUUAACUUCUAUAUUUCGGGCCAUGGGUGGGGGUUGGAUGUUACACCUGAAAACACUCGUUCAUAUAAGGCUGCAGCAAUUGCUCAACUGAGAAAAAUCAUUUACAGCUGUUUUGAUAAUAUAAUGAAUUGUUUUAGGGUUUUUUCCAAGACAAAAACUGUAGAUGCGUCAUCACAGGCAUGACUGGUGGAUGUUUCAUUAUACAAUAAAUUAUAUUAAAAAGGAAAAUCUUGCAUAUAUAGAAUUGAUUUCCUCCCCCCCAAUCUUGGGAUUAGUGCCAGCAUUUUCACUUCUUUGACAUCUUGUAUAGAAUUGACUGCUGGGUUAAAAUAACUCAAAAUAAUCACUGAUGCUGGCAGCAGGAUUUGCUGAAGAUUCUGCAUCUCCAUAUAUAAAUGAGUGUCUGUGGAAACCAUGAGGGACCAACUGAGGGAUAACAUCAACUUUGAAUUCAACUGUUUCUUGCAUUUUCUACAGUUUCUCUUUUUUCCUGGUAUCAUUUAUAAGAAAAAGCUGUUGUUCAACAGAGGUUUGUUAUACUAGAUGUAUCUCUUUGACAUGGAGAGGAUACACAAAACCUUUUGCACUACUUUUUGUCCCUGUAUAUGUAUAUUACUAAACGUCCUUGGAUCAGUAGAAGGUCUCAUUAUCAUUAUUAAGGGUAUGAUGGUUUUAGUGUAGGUGUUUGUUGUAACACAAAUAUUCUUCUGGAUCUGUUACGAGGAUGAAGGUUUUUAAAUUUUGAAGAGUGGGAAUAAAAAUAAAUGA
Molecule: messenger RNA, 2771 nt
Organism: Neolamprologus brichardi
Lineage: Eukaryota; Metazoa; Chordata; Actinopteri; Cichliformes; Cichlidae
Source: RefSeq, a predicted model, not a curated record